Messenger RNA from Corticium candelabrum, 15602 nucleotides. RefSeq lists its product as uncharacterized. NCBI's taxonomy places the organism in Eukaryota, Metazoa, Porifera, Homoscleromorpha, Homosclerophorida, Plakinidae. The coding region runs from base 276 to 14690 and encodes 4804 amino acids. The record is from RefSeq and is a predicted model, not a curated record. The transcript has 60 exons. Gene Ontology annotation, molecular function: protein binding; protein tyrosine phosphatase activity. Gene Ontology annotation, biological process: protein dephosphorylation.
GUCGUCGUUUGCUGUAUCCUAGCGACACACAUCUUAAUUAAAAAUAAUCAAGAUCUCUGUCUGAUUGGCAAGACUGUAGACAAGUUGGGAUAAGACUCUAGCUCUUCCGUUACCAACAUGUGGAGAGGGGAUGAUACACCCACAUGGCACUGAUAGCGUUUGCACCGGAAGAUCAUACAAAGGCGAUAGGCUCAGCUGUCGGUAGUUUGACCAUUGUUCGGCUGUGAGAUAGUUCUGAUCAGAACCCGCAAUCCGUCUUCUUCACCGUCUGCUCCAUGGCCUGUGCGCGUUGUGUGCGCGUUAUCCUACAGACUUGGUGCAUCGUCUGGCUGCUGUGUCUCUGGCAAACGAGAAAACACGCAUCUGUUGCAGAAUCCGUGCAGUCACGAGUCCCUCUCGACUUUAGUGCCUCAAACGUGAGGCUGCGGGUCAGUAGGAACAGAACGUUUCUCUCUAGAAAAGUAACGCAAGCUCUUCUGGAUGGAGACAAUAACACGUGCGUCGUCGCCACACCGAGAGACUUCAGAGAGUCUGCAGUGAUCAUUAGGGUUGACCUUGGAAAUCAGUGUCUCGACAACAUCAUCGCUCACGUCGUCAUGGCCAACGCGUCGUCUUUGUAUCCGACCUUGUAUCUCAGACAGCUCUGUCUGACGUCUACGCAGACGAAGGCGUGCGAGAUGAUUCGUCACGACUCGAGAAGGUCUGCCGUCUACGAAUGCUCGGACGAUCCGGGCAGACUGGUUACCAUCGUCGUUCCGGCCAAUCAAUCGAUCUGUGAGAUCGCCAUGUCGUACGUCGUGGCGAGAGAUUUACCAAAGUUUUCCCCGUUGACAACAAACAGAACUGUUGAUCUUACAAAAUCCAUUCAAGAUUACCAGAUUGGAGAAACAGUUCGAGUCGUGGUCGGACAGACUCUACAUCUUCGCUGCGCUGCAUUUGCACCCCGUAACCCAACAUACAAAUGGCAACUUUUUCCAGAAGGCCGUCACGUGACGACCACUGAGAACAUUACAGUUGAAGGCGAUGCACUGACAAUUACAAAUAUGCAGAAAGAGCAAGAGAAUAUAUACUCGUGCACCGUCACAAACCGACUGGGAACGAUUACGAAAUCCUCACUUGUCAAAGUAUACGGGUUCGCAGGGUGGACAUGUGACAUACCAAAGGUGCUCGAGAAAACGAAACGAUCUCUUGUCCUCUCACUCUCCUGUCUAUCCGGAAACGCAUCAGAUCCAUAUGGUUGCCACAUCACUAACUACGCCGUGCUCUACCGAGCUGCAAAUGACAACUCCGAGUUUCUACCUGUGACUGCGAAAUCACCUCUACUCAACCUUACCGAUCUCAUUCCAAACACUAUGUACGAGAUCACUGUAAAAGCAAAUUAUAGUCAUUCAUAUUGUGACAACAACAACAUUUCUUCGAGUCCGUCUCUCUUUGAAAGGCUACAUGCAGAAGUACCAAGUGCACCCACAGGAGUUCGUGUCACAUCCCGCACAGCAACAUCUGCUAAAGUCGAAUGGAAUGCAACUGUCUAUACAUAUGGAUCGGUUGUAGCUUACAGAGUCUACUCUGCAGCAAUCUCUACAGCAUUUGUCUCGACGAAUCUCACUUUCGUGUGGCUUGAUGGACUUAAACCUUACACUGAAUAUGCCGUCAACGUAUCGGUUGUUGUAAGACCUCAACAUGCUGUAGACAGCUCGAAAGACUUGGAAAGUGAAAAGAGUGUUGAAUACUCAUUUGCUCCUCGUCAAUCAUACCCUAGCAGUCCCAUUGAUGUACAAGUGGUCAACAGAACGGACGUUUCUGUAAAAGUUGUCUGGAAAACGCCUGUCACACCAAACGGUCAAAUUGCAUACUACAAAGUCAGCUACAUAAUGGGCAAUCAUUCCCAUGGCACGAAUGUAUCUGAUCUAAGAACAAGCAACGUCACUGGCACAAGAGAAGACAUCCUACAAAAUCUCAAACCGUUCACAGUCUACACAGUUUGGGUACAAGCUGUCAACAUUGAGGGCAUCAAUCACCUCGUAGGCAACAAAAGUGUUGAGAAAACAUUUCAGACAUUGAAAGCAGAUUUCCUCGAGUUUCAUCCAUUGGUCAGUCAUACAACUGUCAAUUUCACAAAACCUAUUCAACAGUACCAAGUCGGAGAAAUGGCUCGGCUCGUGGUCGGACAAACGCUAGUUCUCCGUUGCAAUGCGUCUGGAAGUCCCAGUCCAGCAUAUCAAUGGAGUGUUCUUACAGAAGGCCUCACAGUCACAAAAGCAGACAAUGUGGUCAUAGAAGGCAAUACUUUGACGAUAACAAACGUGCAAGCCCAAAAUGACAAUGAGUACCAGUGCACUGCCAGCAAUCAGUUUGGAAACAUCACAAACAGCUCACUGGUCAAAGUGUAUGAGUCUGUUGAUCAGCCAUGUGAGAUACCACGUGAGCUCAACAAGACAGACAGAUCUCUUUCUCUUGAACUGUCUUGUCCACCCGGACAUACAGCAACUGAUUAUGAUUGCAACAUCACUCAAUACUCUGUUCGCUAUCGAAUGGCAAACACCGAUUCUGAUUUUUCAGCACAGACUGUCCCAUCGCCCAUGCUAACAAUUUCUAACCUUAUACCAUACACUGUAUACGAGAUCAAUGCACAAGCACAGUAUCAGCAUUCAUAUUGUACAAGCAAAAACGUUUCCUUCAGUCCAUCUCUUACGACAAGGCUAAAACCCGAAGAUCCAACUGCACCAAAGAGAAUUCAUGUGCCAUUUCGGACAGCAAGGGCUGCUAAAGUUGCAUGGAAUUCAAUAGUUUACACAAAUGGGUCUGUUGUAGCUUACAAAGUCUACUACAGGGCAUCACCUCCUCAAUUUUCAUUGACGAAUUCCACUUCUAUUAUGCUUGAUGGACUCAAACCGUUUACCCGAUACUCUGUCAAUGUCGUGGUUGUUGUAAAACCUAGAAAUGCUAGUAACAGCUCAGAAUAUUUGGAGAGUCCAAGGAGUAAUGACUAUUCAUUUAUGACUCGUCAAUCAAAACCCAGCAGGCCUAGAAAUGUGAAAGUCGUAAACAGAACUGCCCUUUCUGCAAAAAUUGUCUGGGAAAUUCCAUUUACACCCAAUGGUCCAAUUGCCUACUAUGAUGUCAGCUAUGGGAUGGGACAUCAUCCUAACGACACUCGUGUCUCCAACUCAACAACAAGCCAAGUUUAUAACACAACCGAGGCCGUCAUCCCAAAUCUCAAACCAUUUACAGUUUACACGGUUUGGAUACAAGCCGUCAACAUUGAAGGAAACAAGAGUCUUGUGGGUAACGCAACUCCUGGAAAAACAUUUGAAACGUUGCAAACAGAACCGAGCAAUCCUAGAAAUGUGAAAGUCGUAAACAGAACUGCCCUUUCUGUAAAAAUUGUCUGGAAAAUUCCAUUUACACCCAAUGGUCAAAUUGCCUACUAUGAUGUCAGCUAUGGGAUGGGAGAUCUUUCUAAUGACACUCGUGUCUCCAACUUAAAAACAUUCCAAAUUUAUAACACAACCGAGGCCAUCCUUCAAACUCUCAAACCAUUUACAGUUUACACGGUUUGGGUACAAGCUGUCAACAUUGAGGGCAUCAAUCACCUCGUAGGCAACAAAAGUGUUGAGAAAACAUUUCAGACAUUGAAAGCAGAUUUCCUCGAGUUUCAUCCAUUGGUCAGUCAUACAACUGUCAAUUUCACAAAACCUAUUCAACAGUACCAAGUCGGAGAAAUGGCUCGACUCGUGGUCGGACAAACGCUAGUUCUCCAUUGCAAUGCGUCUGGCAGUCCCAGUCCAGCAUAUCAAUGGAGUGUUCUUACAGAAGGCCUCACAGUCACAAAAGCAGACAAUGUGGUCAUAGAAGGCAAUACUUUGACGAUAACAAACGUGCAAGCCCAAAAUGACAAUGAAUACCAGUGUACCGCAAACAAUCAGUUUGGAAAUAUCACAAACAGCUCACUGGUCAAAGUGUAUGAGUCUGUUGAUAAGCCAUGUGCAAUACCACGUCUCCUCAACAAGACAGACCGAUCUCUUUCUCUUGAACUGUCUUGUCCACCCGGACAUACAGCAGCCGAUUACGAUUGCAGCAUCACUCAAUACUCUGUUCGCUACCGAAUCGCAAACAUCAAUUCCGAAUUUUCAACACAGACUGUCCCAUCGCCCAUGCUAACAAUUUCUAACCUUAUACCAUACACUGUAUACGAGAUCAAUGCACAAGCACAGUAUCAGCAUUCAUAUUGUACAAGCAAAAAUGCUUCCUUCAGUCCAUCUCUUACGACAAGGCUAAAACCCGAAGAUCCAACUGCACCAAAGAGAAUUCAUGUGCCAUUUCGGACAGCAAGGGCUGCUAAAGUUGCAUGGAAUUCAAUAGUUUACACAAAUGGGUCUGUUGUAGCUUACAAAGUCUACUACAGGGCAUCACCUCAUCAAUUUUCAUUGACGAAUUCCACUUCUAUUAUGCUUGAUGGACUCAAACCGUUCACCCGAUACUCUGUCAAUGUCGUGGUUGUUGUGAAACCUAGAAAUGCUAGUAACAGCUCAGAAUAUUUGGAGAGUCCAAGGAGUAAUGACUAUUCAUUUAUGACUCGUCAAUCAAAACCCAGCAGGCCUAGAAAUGAGAAAGUCGUAAACAGAACUGCCCUUUCUGCAAAAAUUGUCUGGGAAAUUCCAUUUACACCCAAUGGUCCAAUUGCCUACUAUGAUGUCAGCUAUGGGAUGGGACAUCAUCCUAACGACACUCGUGUCUCCAACUCAACAACAAGCCAAGUUUAUAACACAACCGAGGCCGUCAUCCCAAAUCUCAAACCAUUUACAGUUUAUACGGUUUGGAUACAAGCCGUCAACAUUGAAGGAAACAAGAGUCUUGUGGGUAACGCAACUCCUGGAAAAACAUUUGAAACGUUGCAAACAGAACCGAGCAAUCCUAGAAAUGUGAAAGUCGUAAACAGAACUGCCCUUUCUGUAAAAAUUGUCUGGAAAAUUCCAUUUACACCCAAUGGUCAAAUUGCCUACUAUAAUGUCAGCUAUGGGAUGGGAGAUCUUUCUAAUGACACUCGUGUCUCCAACUUAAAAACAUUCCAGAUUUAUAACACAACCAAGGCCAUCCUUCAAACUCUCAAACCAUUUACAGUCUAUACAGUUUGGGUACAAGCUGUCAACGUUGAAGGAAACAACAGUCUCGUGGGUGAUGCAAGUGCAAGAAAAACAUUUGUAACGUUGAAAGCAGCACCAACUCCACCUCAACAUCUGCAAGUAUCCCAAAUACAAACAGAUUCAUUUAGGCUAACGUGGCAGCCUCCUGCCCAUCCCAAUGGACUGAUAACCUACUAUGAAAUUAUGAUUGCAGAAGGAAACAUCAGUAAUCCUUCGUAUUACAAGGGGAAAGCAAACAGCACUGUCACAGGUAAUAGUACAACAUACACAAUAGGUGGACUAAUGCAACUGAGCCAGUACAGUGUAUGGAUAAAAGCCGUUAACAUCAAAAAUUCUCAAUUUCUGAGAAGUGAUCCUAGUUUAGUGGAAGUAGUUCAAACAAUUGGAGAAAGUAUACAUUUAGAGACCAGCCCUCCCCACAGUCUUCAUUCUAUCGUGACUAACGAUUCAGCAACACUCACAUGGCAGCCACCUCUCAAUCCAUCAAUGCCAAUCACAUCAUACACAGUCAAGCUAUUCAAUAGUCGACAAAUGAUUCAAGAAAUGAUUGCAAACAAUACAAAUGUCUCGUUUAACAACUUGCUCCCAUUUACCCAAUACAGAGUAACAAUCACUCCCAUCGUAUAUGAUGUAUCGACCAGCUCUGCAUCACUUAAUUUCACAACAAAACAAAACACACUCAGUCCUCCCAUCAAUUUGGAAACUCAAGCCGUCCAAUCAACGAACGCAACAAUCAGUUGGUCUCCACCACCUCAAGCAAAAUCCAACAAUAUCACAUUGCAAUACAAAGUAUUUGCUCAAACUCGAAACGACUCCUUGCCGUCACAAGACAGCAAAAACACCACCACAACAACAGAGACGUCAAAGACGCGAGUAACAUUGCAUCGAUUGAUUCCUUACACUACAUACUACGUGUGGGUUGCAGCCAUUAGAGAUGACGGUAAAGACUACGAGUUGAUGAGCCAUUUUGUUGGACCAAUAAACUUUACAACACUCGCCAAAGCCUCUUCACCUCCACAAAACGUUCAUUAUUCUAACGUCACUGCAACGUCAGUUUUUGUCAUGUGGUCAAAACCAAAACACGUGUAUGGCAAAAUCUCUGUAUAUGAAGUGACACUGACUUCGUCUGACUUGUCGUCUCAAAGCAAAGUCGUGAAUGUCAAAGCAGAGAGCAGCCCAGACCAGUCGACCACAAUGACAGGUCUCAAACCCUGCACAAAAUAUUACAUUGACAUUAGCGCCGGCACUCGACAUACGAGUUCAAAAUCAAGUGUCAUUCUAUAUAGUGAUUCCAAAGUCGUUCAUGCUCAAGUGAACUUCAUCACUGAUUGUCCAGAUUUCCUCAAGUUUCAUCCAUUGGUCAGUCAUACAACUGUCAAUUUCACAAAGCCUGUUCAACAUUACCAAGUCGGAGAAACAGCUCGACUCGUGGUCGGACAAACGCUAGUUCUCCAUUGUAAUGUGUCUGGCAGUCCCAGUCCGACAUAUCAAUGGAGUGUUCCUAGAAAAGGCCUCACAGUCACAAAAGCAGACAAUGUGGUCAGAGAUGGCAAUACUCUGACAAUAACAAACGUGCAAGCCCAAAAUGACAAUGAAUACCAGUGCACCGCUAGCAAUCAGUUUGGAAAAAUCACAAACAGCUCACUGGUCACAGUGUACGAGUCUGUUGAUGAGCCAUGUGCAAUACCACGUGAGCUCAACAAGACAGACAGAUCUCUUUCUCUUGAACUGUCUUGUCCACCCGGACGUACAGCAGCCGAUUACGAUUGCAGCAUCACUCAAUACUCUGUUCGCUACCGAAUCGCAAACACCAAUUCUGAAUUUUCAACCGAGAAUGUAUUAUUGCCCAUGUUUACAAUUUCUAACCUCAUACCAUACACUGAAUAUGAGAUCAAUGCACAAGCACAGUAUAAGCAUUCAUAUUGUACAAGCAAAAAUGUUUCCUUCAGUCCAUCUCUUACGACAAGGCUAAAACCCGAAGAUCCAAGAGCACCAAUAGGAAUUAAUGUGCCAUUUUGGACAGCAAGGGCUGCUAGAGUUGCAUGGAAUUCAACACUUUACACAAAUGGGUCUGUGGUAGCUUACAAAGUCUACACGACAUCACAUGCUAAAUUAUUAAAGACGAAUUUCACUUCUAUUAUGCUUGAUGGACUCAAACCGUUCACCCGAUACUCUGUCAAUGUCGUGGUUGUUGUAAAACCUAGAAAUGCUAGUCAAACCUCAGAAUAUUUGGAGAGUCCAAGGAGUAAUGACUAUUCAUUUAUGACUCGUCAAUCAAAACCCAGCAGGCCUAGAAAUGUGAAAGUCGUACACAGAACUGCCCUUUCUGUAAAAAUUGUCUGGGAAAUUCCAUCUAGACCCAAUGGUCCAAUUGCCUACUAUGAUGUCAGCUAUGUGAUGGGAGAUCAUUUUAUUGACACUCGUGUCUCCAACUCAACAACAAUCCAACUUGAUAACACAACCGAGGCAAUCAUCCAAAAUCUCAAACCAUUUACAGUUUACAUGAUUUGGGUACAAGCCGUCAACGUUGAAGGAAACAAAAGCCUCGUUGGUAACACAACUGCUGGAAAAACAUUUGUAACGUUGCAAGCAGCACCAACUCCACCUCAACAUCUGCAAGUAUCCCAAAUACAAACAGAUUCAUUUAGGCUCACGUGGCAGCCUCCUGUCCAUCCCAAUGGACUGAUAACCUACUAUGAAAUUAUGAUUGCAGAAGGAAACGUCAGUGAUCCUGCAUAUUACAAGGGGAAAGCAAACAGCACUGUCACAGGUAAUAGUACAACAUACACGGUAGGUGGACUAACACAAUUGAGCCAGUACAGUGUAUGGAUAAAAGCUGUUAACAUCAAAAAUUCUCAAUUUCUGAGAAGUGAUCCUAGUUUAGUGGAAGUGGUUCAAACAAUUGGAGAAAGCAAACAUUUAGAGACCGGCCCUCCCCACAGUCUUCAUUCUAUCGUGACUAACGAUUCAGCAACACUCACAUGGCAGCCACCUCUCAAUCCAUCAAUGCCAAUCACAUCAUACACAGUCGAGCUAUUCAAUAGUCGACAAAUGAUUCAAGAAACGAUUGCAAACAAUACAAAUGUCUCGUUCAACAACUUGCUCCCAUUUACCCAAUACAGAGUAACAAUCACUCCCAUCGUAUAUGAUGUAUGGACCAGCUCUGCAUCACUUAAUUUCACAACAAAACAAAACACACUCAGUCCUCCCAUCAAUUUGGAAACUCAAGCCGUCCAAUCAACGAACGCAACAAUCAGUUGGUCUCCACCACCUCAAGCAAAAUCCAACAAUAUCACAUUGCAUUACAAAGUAUUUGCUCAAACUCGAAACGACUCUUUGCCGUCACAAGACAGCAAAAACACCACCACAACAACAGAGACGUCAAAGACGCGAGUAACAUUGCAUCGAUUGAUUCCUUACAGUACAUACUACGUGUGGGUUGCAGCCAUUAGAGAUGACGGUAAAGACUACGAGUUGAUGAGCCAUUUUGUUGGACCAAUAAACUUUACAACACUCGCCAAAGCCUCUUCACCUCCACAAAAUGUUCAUUAUUCUAACGUCACUGCAACGUCAGUUUUUGUCACGUGGUCAAAACCAAAACACGUGUAUGGCGAAAUCUCUGUAUACCAAGUGACACUGACUUCGUCUGACUUGUUGUCUCAAAGCAAAGUCGUGAAUGUCAAAGCAGAGAGCAGCCCAGACCAGUCGACCACAAUGACAGGUCUCAAACCCUGCACAAAAUAUUACAUUGACAUUAGCGCCGGCACUCGACAUACGAGUUCAAAAUCAAGUGUCAUUCUAUACAGUGAUUCCAACAAGGUUCAUGCUCAAGUGAACUUCAUCACUGAUUGUCCAGAUUUCCUCAAGUUUCAUCCAUUGGUCAGUCAUACAACUGUCAAUUUCACAAAGCCUGUUCAACAUUACCAAGUCGGAGAAACAGCUCGACUCGUGGUCGGACAAACGCUAGUUCUCCAUUGUAAUGUGUCUGGCAGUCCCAGUCCAGCAUAUCAAUGGAGUGUUCCUAGAAAAGGCCUCACAGUCACAAAAGCAGACAAUGUGGUCAGAGAUGGCAAUACUCUGACAAUAACAAACGUGCAAGCCCAAAAUGACAAUGAAUACCAGUGCACCGCUAGCAAUCAGUUUGGAAAAAUCACAAACAGCUCACUGGUCACAGUGUAUGAGUCUGUUGAUGAGCCAUGUGCAAUACCACGUGAGCUCAACAAGACAGACAGAUCUCUUUCUCUUGAACUGUCUUGUCCACCCGGACGUACAGCAGCCGAUUACGAUUGCAGCAUCACUCAAUACUCUGUUCGCUACCGAAUCGCAAACACCAAUUCUGAAUUUUCAACCGAGAAUGUAUUAUUGCCCAUGUUUACAAUUUCUAACCUCAUACCAUACACUGAAUACGAGAUCAAUGCACAAGCACAGUAUAAGCAUUCAUAUUGUACAAGCAAAAAUGUUUCCUUCAGUCCAUCUCUUACGACAAGGCUAAAACCCGAAGAUCCAAGAGCACCAAUAGGAAUUAAUGUGCCAUUUUGGACAGCAAGGGCUGCUAGAGUUGCAUGGAAUUCAACACUUUACACAAAUGGGUCUGUGGUAGCUUACAAAGUCUACACGACAUCACAUGCUAAAUUAUUAAAGACGAAUUUCACUUCUAUUAUGCUUGAUGGACUCAAACCGUUCACCCGAUACUCUGUCAAUGUCGUGGUUGUUGUAAAACCUAGAAAUGCUAGUCAAACCUCAGAAUAUUUGGAGAGUCCAAGGAGUAAUGACUAUUCAUUUAUGACUCGUCAAUCAAAACCCAGCAGGCCUAGAAAUGUGAAAGUCGUACACAGAACUGCCCUUUCUGUAAAAAUUGUCUGGGAAAUUCCAUCUAGACCCAAUGGUCCAAUUGCCUACUAUGAUGUCAGCUAUGUGAUGGGAGAUCAUUUUAUUGACACUCGUGUCUCCAACUCAACAACAAUCCAACUUGAUAACACAACCGAGGCCAUCAUCCAAAAUCUCAAACCAUUUACAGUUUACAUGAUUUGGGUACAAGCCGUCAACGUUGAAGGAAACAAAAGCCUCGUUGGUAACACAACUGCUGGAAAAACAUUUGUAACGUUGCAAGCAGCACCAACUCCACCUCAACAUCUGCAAGUAUCCCAAAUACAAACAGAUUCAUUUAGGCUCACGUGGCAGCCUCCUGUCCAUCCCAAUGGACUGAUAACCUACUAUGAAAUUAUGAUUGCAGAAGGAAACGUCAGUGAUCCUGCAUAUUACAAGGGGAAAGCAAACAGCACUGUCACAGGUAAUAGUACAACAUACACGGUAGGUGGACUAACACAAUUGAGCCAGUACAGUGUAUGGAUAAAAGCUGUUAACAUCAAAAAUUCUCAAUUUCUGAGAAGUGAUCCUAGUUUAGUGGAAGUGGUUCAAACAAUUGGAGAAAGCAAACAUUUAGAGACCAGCCCUCCCCACAGUCUUCAUUCUAUCGUGACUAACGAUUCAGCAACACUCACAUGGCAGCCACCUCUCAAUCCAUCAAUGCCAAUCACAUCAUACACAGUCGAGUUAUUCAAUAGUCGACAAAUGAUUCAAGAAACGAUUGCAAACAAUACAAAUGUCUCGUUCAACAACUUGCUCCCAUUUACCCAAUACAGAGUAACAAUCACUCCCAUCGUAUAUGAUGUAUGGACCAGCUCUGCAUCACUUAAUUUCACAACAAAACAAAACACACUCAGUCCUCCCAUCAAUUUGGAAACUCAAGCCGUCCAAUCAACGAACGCAACAAUCAGUUGGUCUCCACCACCUCAAGCAAAAUCCAACAAUAUCACAUUGCAUUACAAAGUAUUUGCUCAAACUCGAAACGACUCUUUGCCGUCACAAGACAGCAAAAACACCACCACAACAACAGAGACGUCAAAGACGCGAGUAACAUUGCAUCGAUUGAUUCCUUACAGUAUAUACUACGUGUGGGUUGCAGCCAUUAGAGAUGACGGUAAAGACUACGAGUUGAUGAGCCAUUUUGUUGGACCAAUAAACUUUACAACACUCGCCAAAGCCUCUUCACCUCCACAAAAUGUUCAUUAUUCUAACGUCACUGCAACGUCCGUUUUUGUCAUGUGGUCAAAACCAAAACACGUGUAUGGCGAAAUCUCUGUAUACCAAGUGACACUGACUUCCUCUGACUUGUCAUCUCAAAUCAAAGUCGUGAAUGUCAACACAGAGAGCAGCCCAAAUCAGUCGACCACAAUGACAGGUCUCAAACCCUACACGAAAUAUUACAUUGAAAUUAGCGCCGGCACUCGACAUACGAGUUCAAAAUCAAUUGACAUUCUAUAUAGUGAUUCCAACGUCGUUGAUGCUCAAGUGACCUUCAUCACUGAUUGUCCAGCUCCUUCGCCUCCUACUUUGCUUAACGCAUCAACUGUUCGUUCUCAUUCAGCAUUGAUUCACUGGAAACCACCAGAAAAGAUGAACGGCAAGAUACAAUUCUUCUACAAUUUGACUCUCUUUAAAAAAGACUCUAAUGCGACAAAUGGAGAGGGAUGGAUGCUCAUUCGCAAUCAUCGCAUCGACAGCAGCACACAGUACAAGCAGCUGCACAAUCUCUCACCACACACUUGGUAUAAUGUUUCAGUAAGUGCAGUUAAUGUUUGUGACAAAUUAGAACUGAAGAGCACUAUGACUUCUACCACUUUCCUGACGGAUGACGAAGAACCGACAGCUCCGUCCAACUGCGAUAUUCAUGAAAUCGAUGACACAUUUGUCAGUUUGUCGUGGAAUCCUGCUACUCGGUCUGAUUUCAAAGUUGCAUACUACGAAGUCGACAUACGGACAGAAGAACCUAACCAUCAGCUUCAGAAAGUAUACAGCCACCAUUUUAACGUGACCGGCUUGCAUCCCUCCACGACCUACUACAUAACAAUUACUGCCGUCAUGAACAGCAAAAACAUUUCAACAGAAGAGUUAUGCAAUUUUCAAGUCCAACCUCGUGCAAAAGAUAACACACUGAACCCAAUUCGGCUUGUUUUGUUUGUCAAUACCACAGAGAAUGAAAAGAUGGUUGUUAUUGCUGUCCCGUCUUCAAACAAACCCAACAAUACAAUCAAAUCCGUUCAAGUUACGAUUAUUGAACUAAAAGCGGGAUUUUCCUGGUCAAAAGGUAUGCCAUUGCCUGAGUCUGGAGAUGUCAGGGUUAGUCAAAUGUAUAAUAUGUCACUUGACAUGUCUGGAAGUCAUUUUACAAUGGCGAACAAUGAUUCUCAACUCCCUAUGCUCAAACCAAACACUUCUUAUAUCAUUUAUUUUCGCUGGACAUCAAGUGAGGAUGCUGAAACAGUAUUUAUAUCAGCCAGUCAAAUUAAUAAAUUUUCAACUGAUGUUGGCAACGAUCAGCUCAUCAUCCGACAUCAACCGCCAUCAACAUCACGACCAAGACAGCACUCUCCACCACCGUCAUCUCUCUUACUGUCUUCAUCAUCAACGUCCUCACCACCAACAUCGUCAUUAUCAUCGCCAUUAUUGCCAACGCCAACACCACGAUCGCGGACUUCAACACUAUUAGCUGGCGGCAAUCUAAACCUAGUAGCUAUUAUAGUCUCGAUAAUAAUAAUAUCUACCAUUCUGGUAAUCAUCCUGAUUUGGCUAAUUUGCUGCAGAGGCAAACGAAAGUCGGUGACCUUGUACAAAGGAAGAUCUGAGAAUUUGUCACAAGAGGUCACUCUGAAGGAGAUUAGACCUAGCAACGAGUCCGUAGAACCUUCUACCUUUGUGUCGUUCGUCAUGAACAACAACUGGGAAACAGAGCAAUCGACAUCAAUAAUCGAAUUUGAAAGACAUGUGAAGAGGUUGAAAGCGUGUGACAACGAAGGAUUCGCUGCUGAAUUUGACGAGCUCAACAGUGUCGGAACUUAUCAGAGCACCUCGAUUGCAAGAAGACCCGAAAACGCAAUGAAGAACCGCUACCGCAACGUCGUGCCCUAUGACGACGGCCGUGUCAUGCUCCACGACGUCGAUGGAAUGCAUGCACUGGAGAAUGACUACAUCAAUGCAACGUACAUAAACGGAUAUACAAAAAGAAAAAAGUACAUUGUGACACAAGGACCUCUUUUUGAAACAUCUGUUGAUUUUUGGCGUAUGGUGUGGCUGGAAGGAGCGGAGUUUAUUGUCAUGGUGACUCGAGCAGUUGAAAGUGGCAAAGAAAAGUGUUUCCAAUAUUGGUCGGACAGUACACCCAAAUACUUUGGUGGUUUAACGGUGGCCGUUGAAACAGUUAGCGAAAUGGCGGACUACACAAUGCGAACCAUGACGCUAAAACUGAGGGACGCGGAGCGUUUGGUGACGCACUAUCAGUUCAAAAGUUGGCCCGAUCACGGGGUCCCUUCUAGUGCCACUAAUCUGCUGGGCCUCAUUUACCACUACAGAAGAGACUCUAGAGGCUCGACUGCUCCUCUGAUAAUCCAUUGCAGUGCUGGUGUUGGGCGGUCUGGCACGUUGGUGGCGAUUGAUACUUUGAUGAAUGUCCUAGCGGCCGGGGGAGACAUCGAUGUGAAGUCUGUUGUUGUGCGUUUGAGGAUGAGUCGCACAAACAUGGUGCAGAGUAUGAUGCAGUACAUUUUCAUUCACGAUGCCGUCUUGGAAGCUUACCACACAAGAAGGACAGAAAUUACAGCCUCAAAGUUUUCCAGCAAGACUGAAAGUCUGAUGUGCCUAGACGUAUCCGGUUUCAAGAAAUUCAAGAGAGAGUUUGAUGUUCUCCUAAAGCUUAGUCCACCAUGUUCUACAACGCCAAUUGAGACAACUGUGCUGCAAGAGAGGAACCGAGAUCUCGACUUUGUCCCCCCUGAAACGUCUCGCGUGCUUCUAUUCCCCAGCAGUUUAUGUGAUUCUGCUGUUGCUAAAGGUGCAGACUACAUCAAUGCAAGCUUUGUAGACGGCUACCACAAACGUAAUUUCUUCAUCGUGACUCAAGCUCCUCUUCCCAGCACAAUAACCAACAUGUGGAACAUGGUGUCUCACCAGAACGUGAGUGCCAUUGUCAAUUUGGCUCAAGAAGAUGAAUUCGAUCAGUACUGGCCCGAUUCGGUAUCACAAACAUACAGAGAUGUCAGCGUCGAUGUUCUGUCCUCAGAAAUUCAGCAAUCGUUUGCAGUGCACAGAGUACUGGUAAACAGGGGUCAGUCUUCCAAUGACGUUUCCCUAUUUCAUUACACUGCCUGGCCGAAUAAUUCUCAUCCCAAGGAUAUGGCGGGACUGUUGGAUCUAAUGAAUCGAUUGGAUCAGUGGAUGAAGACGACUGGUGGAAACCGUGUGGUCGUCCAUUGCUGCUCUGGUGUGGGACGAACUGGUUCGUUCUGCGCCGCCUACAAUGUCAUCGACCAGCUGAACAGCGAAGGCGUAGCCAACGUGCUUCACGUGACUAAAAUUCUUUACAACCAGAGACCGAGAAUCAUACAGACACCCGAAGACUAUGAGACUGUUUACACUAUUGUCGAUAACUACCAGCAAUCAGACAAACCCUACUACACUAUUCCUGACAAAACCUACGGCACUAACCUCUAAAAAGUUUACAUCCGUCUCCAGAAUUUAAAAUUCAGAGUUAAGACUGCUAGAGGUAGAAAACUAAAUCAAGGUUAGAAUAGAAGUUAUGACGUCCUGACAAGUUAAAUGUUUUUUUCAACUUUUUUCUAAUUUAGUUUGUUUUGCGAAGACCCUCCUACAUUAUGAUCUGCAAUCACACAUGUUGUGCUUGCAUUAGUCUUAAGAAUCCGUUUUGGCCAUUUUUUCUUUUAGUCAAUAGCUUCAUGUGAUUGGCUGAUCCAUACACUAAGAAAUAUUAUUAUCAUAAAGAAACGUUGGGAACUGUUGGGAACGUAAAUCUAAUGUCGUUGACUAUAUUGCAAAGUGUACCAUGGAUACAUCUCUGAACUAGAGGUAUAUCUCAUAUAAGAAAGACUGGCAAUGGUCAUGCAUUAUCGAAACGCUGUGCAUGGCAGUGAUGAGUGGAUUGUGUCAAUUUUGUUACAGUAAAUAUGCGCAUGCGCAUGCACAACAAAACGUCCUACUAAUAUCAACAAAUUUAAUAUGGCAAUCACCAAAUUAAAAUUGUCGCUAAACUUUCCAGGCUACAGUACAUUGUGUAUAAACGUGAUUUUUAGUACCACCAUUGUCUUACCUGUCUUUGCACAGCAAUUCCUGGUCUCUGAUCAAUCAUUUCUCUGUUGCAGUAACUCUGCAAAUCCUUUGGCUUAUAGAUGCUUCAAGACAUCUAGACAACACAGAUUUCAUUCUCAUUUCAGUACCCUAACUGCAUGGGCAACUACUAGUGCUAGAUAAUGAUCGUCAAUUAACAAUCUAAAUUAUUAUUAUGCCUAUUAUUUUGCAAAUUUGGAAAUUUUGAAAAGCGGAGUUGAAGAUAAUCCGUUGACCACGCCCAUCUUUAAGAAACGCUUAUCGCUAGCAUCUGGUACAAAU